Molecule: messenger RNA, 3388 nt
Organism: Oncorhynchus tshawytscha (Chinook salmon)
Lineage: Eukaryota; Metazoa; Chordata; Actinopteri; Salmoniformes; Salmonidae
Gene: gimapl
Product: GTPase IMAP family member 4
Exons: 3
Coding region: 143-940 (265 amino acids)
Molecular function (GO): GTP binding
Source: RefSeq, a predicted model, not a curated record
UCCAAGGGGGCACCAUAACACAAGCUUCACGCACACACGUCCUGCUAAAAUGUAUAGUCCCGCGCCGUAUGUCAACCAAGCAGGAAAUCCUUCUCCAGCGGAUUAAUUGCGGAAUACAAUUAUAGAAUAACGAAGCACCGGCAUGGAAUCAGAGAAACAAGUUCAAUCAACAGGAGAGGAUGUGCCUGACCCAGAGGAGGAGGAGAAGAGGCUGGCGGCCGCAGCCCGGGAAGCCAACCGUUUAUCUGAGCUGCGGCUGGUGCUGUUGGGCUGGAGGUGGCCUGGGAAGAGCCUCACAGGCAACACCAUCCUGGGCCGCGAGGAGUUCCGCCUAGAACGGGCUGCCGAGUUCUGUGUCAAGCGUCAGACUGAGGUGGAGGGGCGCCAGGUGACAGUGAUAGACACGCCGGGCUGGUUCUCAGCCCAGACAACGCCUCUCCUCUACCAGCAGGAGAUGGUACGGGGCGCCUCUAUGUGUGGUCCCCCUGGCCCCCACGCCUUCCUGCUUGUCAUCCCCGUGGGCAUGUUUACUGAGGUGGACCGGGGCCGCAUCGAGGAGCACCUGGCCCUGUUUGGGGAGAGCGUGUGGAGGCAUACUAUCCUAGUGUUCACUUGGGCUGAGGUACUGAGGAACAUGUCCAUCGAGAGACACAUCAAGCGGGAGGGGAAGGAUCUGCAGUGGGUGUUGGAAAAGUGCAAGAGGAGAUACUUUGUCAUCAAUAACUGCAUAUUUGGGGAGCACCCCCAACUGAGGCGGCUCAUGGAGAAGAUAGAGAAGGUGGUGGCGGAGGAGGGCAUCUAUAACCCAGAGGAGGUGGAGGAGAAGAAACAGGACCAAAACCAGAACCAGAACCGGGAGCUUGGGGCAAGGCCCAAAGUGAACUCUGCUGUAGGAUUGGCCAAACUGGACGUGGACCCGCCCCACAAUUCGGUGGAUUGACUGACUGACUAAAGGAGAGAUGGUGAGCCACCACAGUACCGAUUUUAAGAGCUGCCGGAUCUACAUCCAUACAUCACCCUUAACCUCAAGGCCUGUAUUCACACAUUGUCUCAGUGUUGAUCUAGAAUCAGUUUGCCUUUUUAGAUCAUAAUGAAUGAGACCGGUGAGGGGCGACCUAAUCCUAGAUCAGCACUCGCACUCUGAGACAAUUUCUGAAUACAGACCCAGAUUAUUUUAGAGUUUUAAGAUAUAUUUUUUUAAUUUAUAUUAGUGUGAGCGAUAUUAUCUGUAACUGGAUGUAGGCCAACAUUAUGCUGUUUGGGACUGUUCCCUCCCACAGCUCUGAUGAAAUGUAUCUAUUUGGGGGUUAGAUUUUUACUGAUUUGGUUUGCACAUGAAAUUUUAAAAAGAAAUAUGACCAAGAAAAAAAUCCCAGACAUUCAUACAGGAUGAUGAAAGAAAUGCUAAAUGACUUCAGAUGGCCAAUGUGUACUGUUAUUUUUUAAAUUUUACCCUUAUUUAACUAGACAUGUCAGUUAAGAACAAAUUCUUAUUUUCAAUGACGGCCUAGGAACAGUGGGUUAACUGCCUUGUUCAGGGGCAGAGCGACAGAUUUGGAACUUGUCAACUCGGGGAUUCGAUCUUGUCACUAACCACUAGGCUACCUGCUACCUGCCUAGUGGUUAGAGCGAGGGCCUAGUAUAGGCUACCUGCCUAGUGGUUAGAGCUAGGGUAGAUGGAAGGCCUACCCUUUGUUCCAUGAAGGGAGGAUAAUGGGAACACAACAGUACGAGACAAGUCUCUCUGAGGCUGGGAAAGAGACAGGGAAGUCCCUAUGAUACUUCUUAACCAAGUAUUUACAGUACAUACUAGACAGCAGAGCUCUACAGAGCAACCAUUUUACUCUCAUAUGCAUCUAAAAAUAGAUGUGUUGAUCAAGUAUGAGCACAUGUGCGACUUGUGAUUUAUUGCCCCAGAAAAUACCUGCUGUAGACAUUUUGAAAGUAUUUGUUUGGCAUAGAAGUUGGUCGAAUUUACUGGCAUAGAAGUUGGUCGAAUUUACCCGGAAGUCUACUAAAGUGGGACUUUGUCCUCGUGUUUCUUGGCAGUGUACAUUGUUUUGUUCACUCUCUAGGUUUUCUUUUUUUUAAUGUUAAGAGUUUGCUCAACUGCUAGCGAAGAGACACGUCGGAAAAUAUCAUCUCUCACAGACAGACAUGUGAGUCGCACCAUUACAACGGUGAAGGCCCUCCUGUUAAAGAGGCAGCUGAACAUUUGUCUCGCCUAAGUGACUCAAAUAUUUAAGGUUAAAUUGUAAUUGGUUGAGCAUGGAACACUCUUAAAACUCCUAUAUUUUUCUAUUUAGGAGCACAUGUGCUCAUUGUAAAACAUGUUACUGUAGAGCCCUGGACAGGUAUUCUCUACAAUUGCACUACUAGAUUUGAAAAUGUUUAAUAAUUGUCCGCGAAAAUGUUGUUCAGGGAAAUUGUGUGUGGAAAAGUUACCCAGUUGUGACCAAACCUAAAUUGGCAUUUUAGACAAUGUUUUAUCAAGCACUUGAAGUGCAGGUACUGUUUUACUCUACUAGUAGAGAAUCCAAAUAUCUAUGUCUGGGUUUUGUUCAUGGGUGUGAAAUGUUACAUAAAUAUACAAAAUCCACAUGUAAUAAACCCAACCUUCUAUGCAAGCGUAAAGCUACUGAAAUGUAAUUUAAAAUGUAGUUGUGUGAUGAUAAAUUAAUGACACAUUGCGUUUCAUUUUUAUACAUAAUUUUGGCAGUUAUAUGCUUCCAUAACACUCUAAGUAGGGUCGCUUAAUUAUUCAGAUUGGUUAGAAAUGAAACAUGAUGUAGAAUUGCAACAUGGCCCAUGUUGAUAGCAUUGCGAUAGGCUUAACACUGUGAGUACAAGUAUGUCUCAUCAUUAUUGUCAUCAUAUUAUAAUUGUAUAUUAUUAUAUACUCUAGGUCUUUUAUUCUUCAUUUCUUCAUAUUCUGACAACCAAUACUAGCUACUGGUAGGUACUAGCACUAACUCACAUCCGGUUGUGGGUGUAAUAUGUAUUUCUUUCCAUGUUGAUAAUAUAUACAAACCCUUUCACAAACAUCUCCAUACUGAUGAUACGCAUUGAUGUUACAUAUUAUUCUGUUAGCUCCACUUACGGGAAUGCGCAUGUGCUGUAAGGGUUCUGAGUCGAGCAAAGUAUCAGCACAGAAAUAUCUUUAAAGUUCUGUUUCGAGUUACCGCUGGUUGAAUGAUUUAUCAGAGGGAGAUGAGUUAGGUGUCACCUCUAGUCUGUGCAACUAGAGUAGUCUUUUCUUUCCCUUUAUAAUUGAUGCUGUUUUGUUUGUGUGAGAAAACUAUGAUUUCUAUAUUUUGUCUAUUGCUGUAGUAGACAAUUCUAUCUUUCCCAAAGUAUCCAAAUAAAGUGUAUGUUUUGCUGGAAUGUA